Molecule: messenger RNA, 660 nt
Organism: Diaporthe amygdali
Lineage: Eukaryota; Fungi; Ascomycota; Sordariomycetes; Diaporthales; Diaporthaceae
Exons: 4
Coding region: 1-660 (219 amino acids)
Source: RefSeq, a predicted model, not a curated record
AUGCAGCCUGCUGUGACUUGUCGUGGAAUACCCCAAGUGCAGGAAGAAAUACUCAUUGAAAAUCAGCAUUGGUUCACCCGGACAGCGGAACAGCCUGCCAUGACUUCAAUCGCCGAGCUACCCAAGUCGGCGAAUGCUGGCAAAGCCAUGCUAGGCACGCUGACUGGAUUUCCCAGACUGGAGCCCGCUUUUACAUCACGCCUCUAUCCGGCAUCGCCCUUUUCAGUCGGAACUUCUUCCAAAGGCGGUACUUUGCAAGUGGUGCCCAUAUCCCACGGCACUGUCGUCAGUGAGCCAAGUUUUCCGACCCAUCUUGACGCGGAGUACACAUUUGGGGCCGAUUACGUACGGAUGGAACAAUGUCAGACUCACGUUCGCAUCUCCGUCAAAGCCAUUCUGAAGAAUAGCGAUGGUGCCGUGAUAUCGUACUGCUACAAGGGGCUGGUGGAGGUCAGCCCGGAGUUCCUACUCAUCCUUACGAACGACCCCAGGGCGCGAACAACGGCCUAUGGAAAUUCCAUUUCCCACGUAACGUUUGAGACGGGUUCUGAUUCAUUGAAGCAUCUUGAACAUAGUCUCUUCGUUGGGAGUGCGCAUUUUGUAGUAACGGAGGGCGGGAAAUAUUUCGUGGAAACUAAGAUCAGCAGGGUAGUCGGGUAA